Molecule: messenger RNA, 1380 nt
Organism: Laetiporus sulphureus 93-53
Lineage: Eukaryota; Fungi; Basidiomycota; Agaricomycetes; Polyporales; Laetiporaceae
Exons: 5
Coding region: 251-1243 (330 amino acids)
Source: RefSeq, a predicted model, not a curated record
CUUACUGCUGCGCUCGACGCUCACCUGUUUUCUCUUCCUUUCUCUUCCCACUAGGCUGCUUGGCGAUCAGAAAAGGUGUACAAGGUUCAAGGAGAUUGCAAGAUACGUGGUUGCUGCGUGAGGCUCCAUCGCAGCGAGUUCUCGUCCCCGCAUUUCGUCACAGGCUGCCGCCACAUCCUCAGGAUAGGCCUUGCCUCGCCUAGGUUCGAGAUCGCAUAGGCAGUACCCCACCAUCAUAGAGACGCACACAAUGGAUCCGCGUAGAAUGGCGCGCUUCCACGUACAAAGCUCCGAUGUUCUCGCCGACAUGCGUGUCAACGUGUCAGAGGAGGGAUCAGACAGAGUACUAUGGUUCAAGGAAAGAUUCCUCGCAGAUGACGAGAUCAUCGAGCACCUUGUCAACAAUGCAACGUCCACGAUUCAGUGGUCAAUACAUCGCCCAAAACGCGGCUGGUAUAUCCGCAUGCGGACGCCCUCGUUCCCGCCUGGCAUGUUCAUAUCCCUCCAACCUCUGCCACAAGGUUCGCCUUACUAUGCUGACGCAGCGCUGAUGUUUGCCUGCCGGACGAACCCACCCUCCUACUCCCUCAGCACCUCUCAAAUGCAGCCGUGUGCGCUCACCCGCUCCUCACUCGAGUCUGACAUCACCGUUACGAGCGCGCGAGAUGCCAUUCACUCAUACCCCCCAAUGUCGCCACCACAGACUCCAACUGUCGUGAUACGCCCGCCAUCGCCCGAGUCAGUACAGGAAUAUGUAGAGGAGGCUGCGCCCACUGCAUCGUCCUCAACGCCCGGCAUCAGCUCCCGUCCCCCUCCUACACCUUUGACGCCCAUCACCCACUUCCUCCUAACCCCUCACUCUGCAGCACACAUCCCCAAACCAACCGAGAAGGUAUCGAUCUUCACGCGCGUGGUGUCUGCUCUGAAGAACAACGUCCCUUCACAUUCGUACUCAUUUACGCUCUCGCCAGUCCCGGGGCCAUCUGCGCCGGCGAUUCCGCCUCUGCCCAACUACGGGCAUCAUAGCCACCAUGAACAUGGGCCACCCACGCCGAUACCUUUGCUUACUUUCCACGAUCGCACACCCGUCUUUACGGUUCGUAAUAAUACGGGCGUUAUUGAGCUGGACACGGAUCAGGUGCGCUCGCUGGGCGUGGAAGCAAGCUUCUACGUUGCUGUCGCUCUGACGUACCUAGAGUUUCUAUCAGAAAGAGACAGCUUUUUGGCUGCUUUGGGCGACUAGGCAGGUUUGUAGAGGAGAGAUCAAACUAUUCUUGGCUAAUAUAUACUUGGGUAUUCAUAUCGGUGUACAUGCUAUUCUGAUUCAUGCUGCUCUCUGCGCUGUGCGUGGAUAUGAGCCGAUAUUGAUCGUCUCAAGUA